Vicia faba (fava bean) is the source of this 822-nucleotide messenger RNA. NCBI's taxonomy places the organism in Eukaryota, Viridiplantae, Streptophyta, Magnoliopsida, Fabales, Fabaceae. The record is from the annotation of a GenBank genome assembly.
AUGAUGAUGGUUGAUGAAGACGAUGAGGAGGAGCAUCAGAGGUCAGUGUUAGAACAAGUGUUCGGACCCUCAAUCUCCGACGAUUGCGACGGUAGAUCCGAUUCCGAUUCAGAUAUGGAGGAGCAGCAUCAGAAGACGGUGCUAGAAAAAGUGUUCGGACACUCAUCCUCUGACGAAGAUACCAACGACGUUAGAUCUGAAUUCGAUUUCGAUUCCGAUUCCAAUUCCAAUAAUUGUAAAGAGAAGAAGAACAAUUGGGAACCUAUUGAAGAAGUGAAAGGGUUAUGGAUGUUAAGAAACUUCCUAUCAAUUCAUCAACAAUCUCGCUUACUCUCGGCAAUCGAAUCGGAGCAAUGGUUCACACAACCUUCAAUCAACCAAGCAAUGCGUUUCGGUUAUCAAAACCUACCUCAUUGGGCUAUCAAACUCUCUCAUUCAAUUCAUCGUUCUUGUUCCGAGUCAUCUUUUCUCCCACCAAAUCUGUUGCAGAGGGAACCGUUGUUUGAUCAAAUGAUAGCAAAUUUCUACCAACCAGGUGAAGGCAUAGCGCCUCAUGUUGAUCUCUUGCGGUUUGAAGAUGCCAUUGCUAUUGUCUCUUUGGAAUCAUCUUGUGUCAUGCAUUUCAGUUUGGAGGAGCAAUCUGUUCCUGUUUUGCUUACUCCUGGUUCGUUGGUUAUCAUGUUUGGAGAUGCUAGGUAUCUUUGGAAUCAUGAGAUUAAUAGGAAACCUGGGUUUCAAUCAUGGCGAGGACAAUUCUUGAAUCAAACUACGCGGACAUCCGUUACCCUCAGAAAACUCUGUUCCUCUGCUCCCCCAAUCUAA